UAUCACGAAAGAUAAGAAUAUUGCACAACAUUUUAUUUCCCAAAUGAGUUAGAUGUGGUGAAAAUGUCGUUAGUUAAAGUGUCGGUUGAAGAUUUAGACACUAAUUCGAAGUUAUUGUAUGAGAUUGAUAAGAGUAAGUCGCUGGAGGAAAACAUAAGUAAUAUUUGCAUAAGUUUCGAAAAACCAUAUUCGCCUGUCGUUUAUGGGCUAAAACUUAUAGCCACAAAUGACGGAAAAAAUAUUUAUUCCUACAUAUCCGAAGAUAAUUUCGAAACGAUCAAAGACGGUUAUUUUUUAAAACUAGUUUAUUCUGUAAAUUACUACGUCAAAAGAAUUUUUGACCACAUCAAUGAUGAGUACAAAGAAAGAAGUUUUAUUGACCUUCAUGACCUAAGUGUGGAUGCUGAAUUUAUCAAAGAGAUGGUUAAACUUGAAAAACAUUUAGUUUUGAUUGACAUUUUCACAAAGCAUGAACUAAAAAAAAAGGAAGCAAACAACUGUUUAACUAAUAAAAAUGAAGCAGAGGCAUGUGAAGAAAAAGAAAGUGAAACAAAGAAGCCAUGUUUAUAUAAAAGAGAAGAAAAGAAUAACAAAUAUUUAACCGAAAGUGAAGCAACGGCAUGUUUAAUUGCAAUCGUCCAUUUAUUUCAAAGACAAUCCAUUGAUGACAUUAGCGAUGAAUUUUUAAAUAAAAUAGUUGAAAUAAGUAAAAAAGGUAAAAGCAACGAAUUAGUUAAAUAUGCCUUGUCUGUAAUACACAAAAUCUUGUGUAAUCGUGAUGUUAAAUUUGCAAAAUGGAAAGAAGAGACCAUUAAACGGGUACAAAUUAUUGAUAUAAUGAGCCACAUUAAAAAACAAGAUUCGGAUUUACAAUAUGGUUCAUUACUCGUUAUUAAUGCUUUAAUUAGAUGUUGCAAGGGUGAAAAACGGCAACAACUCGUUAAGGAAAUAAAUAUGAAACAAUAUCGGGAAAGAAUUUACCAACACGUAAUAACGCCUGGCAAUGUUUCGAAAAAUGUGGCACGAGAGUUGUACAUUUAUCAAACAUAUCUAUUAAGCGCUUAUGCCGAGACUCUUACCACUCCCAUAGCCGCAGACCCUGAUCUUUUAAGUGAGUUCGAACCUGUUGACAGUGAAGUAAAAAAAAUGACCAUUUUGAUGGAUUUUGAUGAAAUUGCCACGAAAAAAAGUGCUUCAGUGGACAAUUUGCUCCAGUGUGACGAUGUUAGAAUAUCGUUAGCUUCUAUUUCGUCUAAAUUAAGCGAAGAUUCGAGAUUCUCGCACCGAGUCCAAAGCUACGCGAYAAAUUAUAGCGAAAGUGACACUCUGCUACCAAGUCUUCUAACAAUUGAGGCUCUUAGACAUUACAGGCAUUACCAUUACAAAAACUUCAGUCAAAGUCAAGUCGAAGAGCAUGUGUAUGAGCCCGGGGUUUUGGCGUCAAGUGAAAGGGUUGUGAGGAUGUUGGCGAAAAUCCUCCGUAUUGGAAUGGAACCUGACAGGAGUAAUUCUUGCUACCAGCCCACCAUUUUUACACAUUCGACUUUCUUUUUUGAGCUUUUUUCAAGAACUAUGUGGCUGCUUUCAAAGACAAGACGGGAAAUGAAAGCCUCCACAUUGUCCGACUAUGAAAAAGUCAUUCGUGUGUUAUCCAAACAAGUCAGACUUGUCCUAGAAGCAAAACCAAUGGAUUUCAAAAAAAUGACUGAGACAAUGGUUGAAACCUCAUAUAAUACAGUCGUUGAAAUAUGGCAGAAAGAAAAAGAAGAGGAAUUGAGAAACGUACUGGACACCAAUGAGUGUAUUCAAGGCCUGAAAAAAACUUUCAAUAAAGAAAACGAAGAAAAUAUCUACCAGCAACGUAUCAACUAUGUAAAAAACGGCACAAUUUUUCCAAAAAUUGUCGACAAAAAAAUCAAUGGAAAUUUUUACGCUAAGCUCUCCAACAACGAAAGACAUUUACUUAUCAAUGAUUAUAAUGCUUCUACAAAGACUUCAGGUCAAGUUAUUGCAUACUCUCUAGGCGACGUUACGCAUUUAGUUGAAGGGAAGGCGUGUCCACAUGUUGCCAACAACACCGUUAAAGAUCCUUCUCUUGCUUUCUCCUUAAUAAUUAACAACGAAACUUAUAUAAAUUUCAAAGCAGCGGACAGAAAAUCAGCCAGUUACUGGACUGACGCACUUAAUUUACUACUGGGAAAAAACAAUCGGAGUUUGUACUACAAUAAUGAGAUGAACGAACUGACUAAAAUGGAUCUAGUGCUUCACCUACUGGACCUCCAAGGGGCCACAAUACCCAAAAGGCCCCCUCCCGUCCCACGCAAUCCGUUCGAAGUGAGGCCCCCUAUACCCCCAAAGCCGCAAUUAUACCCCGRCAAAAAUGCACCUAAAUAAACUUAWUUUUUAUUGUCACUUACACAAAAUAAAUUAUCUGUGCCUA
Messenger RNA from Tribolium madens (black flour beetle), 2440 nucleotides. Its product is annotated as engulfment and cell motility protein 1-like. The transcript has 13 exons. Lineage: Eukaryota; Metazoa; Arthropoda; Insecta; Coleoptera; Tenebrionidae. The coding region runs from base 64 to 2394 and encodes 776 amino acids. The record is from RefSeq and is a predicted model, not a curated record.